This is a messenger RNA of Notodromas monacha, 4476 nucleotides long. The record is from the annotation of a GenBank genome assembly. NCBI's taxonomy places the organism in Eukaryota, Metazoa, Arthropoda, Ostracoda, Podocopida, Cyprididae.
AUGGAACUCCACCGACUGGAUAAUUGCGACAAGGUGUCGUGCAUCACGUGUCGCACGACGAUGACGAAGGAUGCGUUGCACGAGCACGUGAAGCUCAAGCAUUGCGGGAAGAUCGGGAGGACGAAGGACGAGAGAUUAGCCCUGGGGAUCAAGGCGAGGCAGUGUUUGCGGUGUAGUUUUGUUGGCAUGACUGAGACUGCGUUCGGGAUUCAUGCGGCGUUGGAGCAUAGGGAAGAGCAGGUGAUCAAGUGCGACGAGUGCGAUAAAGAGUUUAAGACGCAGCGAACGCUCAGGGAUCAUGAGAAUAGUGUGCAUGGGAAGAAGACGUAUGAGUGUGCCGAGUGUGGAUUGGUCAACUCUUCCCGGACUGCUUACGAAAGGCAUUUGGAGACGCACAAACCGAUGAAAGGCAUGAAGCUUUGUCCUCAGUGUGGCAAGGCAUUGCGAGCUGGUUCAUUACUUGGACACAUGAUUGUUUUCCACAACCACCCGAUGCGAAAGAAGUGCAAUUACUGCGGACUCAUCGUGCCGUCCGACUGGGAGCUCUCCAAACACAAGGAAAGCGUUCACGGCAUUAAAAAGACGAAAAUCAAGCGCAGUCCGCGACUCUGCGUCGAUUGCGGCAAAACGUUUCGCAACGUUGAAGAAUUCGUGUCGCAUCGGAUCAAGAUGCACGGGGAUCAGGCCCCGGAAGGCCGGAAACCCCACACCUGCGUCGUUUGCGGCGACAUCUUCCCGACCCGUGACCUUGGCCGGAAACACGAGAAAAACAUUCACGGACUGGACUAUGUGGAGCAGGCUGAGCGAGGGAUCGAGUGCGAAUUGUGCGGGGUCACGGCCAAGGAGAAGUACGAGUUCAGGGACCAUUUGCACACUUCGCACGGGAUUAAGGUGCCGAUUAAGCAGAUUCGGGAUUACGUCAAGCUGCCCGAGCCCAGGACAGAGAAAAAAAAGAAAAGAAUGAAGCGGAAGUGGUGCGUCGUUUGUGCCGUCUCAUUGCCGGUAGUUGGGUCGGAGAAAAUGAACGAAAGCUUGAAAAGUGCGCCGAAUGUUCGGGCGUUUUUGGCGGAGAAUCGUGUCGCGGAUCCGGACGCGUUACAGUCGUCGUCCAUGGGAAUCUGCGAUAAAUGUUUCGUCAACGUUUCGAUCAUCGACGAAUUGAUGGAAAUGACGCGAAUUAAACUAUUCGCCUUGACUACGAAAGUAGCGACGAGUCGUGCGACUUCUUUGCUUUCCGAGGAACCGCCGAAUGAAUACCGAGGGAACAACGGAGUGAUUGAAAAUCCGAUGGCCGUCGAAGCUGGAAGUGCUUUCCCGCUGAUGAUUGAGACUGAAGUGAAAGAUUUCAUGCUUCUUGAAUACAAUAACGGAUGUGUGGGAGACGUUGCGCAGAAGAGGUGUGUUUCCGAUCCAGUGCAAGAAGACCUGGUCACGCAAGAUUCGCAGGAAAAGGCAACCAUCGCAUGCGACGAGUGCGGAGAAAGUUUCACUGCUCACCGCCUUCUCGUGCGACAUUCCGUCGAAAUCCACGGCCGGCAAGUGCCGAAGCUCAGUCGAUCGCCGCCCAAAGAAGCGUAUUGCGAGGAUUGCGGUAAGCAAUACAAGAAAGUGUCGGACUGUUUGAACCACCGUCGACGGGUCCACGGCGACUCCACCAUGCAAAUCGACACUCAACCCUGCGAACUUUGCAUGAAAGUUUUCGGCUCGAAAGAUUCUCUGCGAUAUCACCUACGCGGAGUGCACGGAUUCGAGUACGCGAUUCAGCUGAAAGAAGGCAUUGAAUGCAGGAUUUGUUCGGCGAGAGCGAGGGAGAAACACGAGUUUUUGCGGCAUUUGCGCGGCGCACACAACAUUCAAGUCUCGACUAGGACUUUGAAGCAGUUCAUGAAGCCUCCUGCGAAGUUGUUUCGAAUGGGCGAGAUGAAAACUGACGAAUUCGGAGUGUUGAAUAUGAAUCGAUCCCGUUGUGUGAUAUGCAUGUGUGAUGUGGCAAGUGGUUCUUCUUCCGCGCUGAGAAUGCCUCUGAAAUCUUGUGAGUCCACGAGGCUGUUUUUAACGCUCUACGAAAUCGUGGAAACGUCGCUGAGUGAAUUCAUCGACGGAGAUCAUUUGUGUGGCAGAUGUCUGGCACUCGUCAUCGUCAGUGAUAAUCUCAUGUUCGCUGCGUUGCAGAAAAUUGAGAUCUGCAAAAAUCUACAUCGUCAUCAGGUCAGCACGGAUGUACAACGAGAGGCUUACUCAGUUGAGGAGCGAUGUGAUCAAGUACAGAAAAUGUCGCCGUGUGAUUCAAUGGAAGUUCUCAACUCCUCAACAGAAGCCGAACUAAUGUUAAACUUGAGCAACUUGGUUCAAGAAACAAUCGAGGAAGAGGAACUUGAGAAACCUUGCGAACUGGAUCCCAUGCAUGAGUUCAAAUCAAUCGAAGAAGACAGUGUUCAAUUUUCUGAGACGCGUCCUUCAUCCAAAAUCCCGUUCUGGUCAACGAAAAACCCUGUACACCGUGAAUCGAAGCCGUUCAAAGAAUCGGGAAUUAAUUCCUCGACCGGAAAGCCCGUGUAUGUGAUUGAUGGUUAUUCGUUUGAGUGGACGAAAAAUGGGCGAGAGAAUGCGAAUGUGCGGAUUGUUCGCUGCAGUCACUACUGGAAUCCCGAAGUGCGCUGCAAAGUUUGGGGAGCUGUCAAUUUGGAAGAGGGAAAAUUCUUCUACAAAAUUCCCUUCAAUGGUGACAAUCACAACCAUGCUGAUCCGACUUUCAAUGUUUCUUUGGGAAAUCGGCCUAGGGCGUUGAGAAAGGAACGGUUAGAGAAGAGGUUGGUGAGCAGUCGGAUCUCGAACGACUCUGCAAAACGUCCUUUGCAAUGCGAAGAAUGCGAUUAUUCCACAAAAUUCCAGCAUACGCUUUUCCGUCAUUAUCAGGAAAGUCACUCUCUUCCGAACGGUCUCGCCUGUUUCGAAUGCGGCCGAAGCUUUACGGCUUUACUUGAACUAUCGGAACACGUUCAAUUGCACUAUUUGGAAAUGGUGGACAAAAUCACCUGCAUUUCUUGUCGAUUGACGAUGCAAAAAAAUUCGCUCAACUCUCACAUCCAUUCAAAACAUUUCGGCAAGAUCGGAAGGACGGAGGUCGAGCGGGAAGCCAUGGGCUUGAAGUUGUUGAAGUGUCCAGGCUGCAGCUUCAGGGUGGAAAGCAUGUCCAAGUUCCGGUUGCACCGGAUGCAAGCUCAUCCGGGAGAAGAUGAAGCGUUCGAGUGCGAAAUUUGUGCCCAACGGUUUUCUUCGUGGACUGCCAUGAAAGUUCACAGACGCCAGUUUCACAACCGCAGUGGGAAGAAUUAUUCUUGUGAGCAGUGCGGCGUUAAUUUUGACACCAUGCACAAGUAUUAUUAUCACAACUCCGUGGCCCAUAAACCGUUGAAUGGCAAAAAAUUGUGCCCUGAGUGCGGGGAAUUAUUCAACUCCAAGGCCCUGAAGGAUCAUAUGGUCAGCGUUCACGAAAAGCCGGCAUUCCGGAAGUGCGAGCAUUGCGGCGAAUACGAGACAACUGCGCACAAGAUGUUGAUGCAUUUGCGCCUAGUGCACGGAAUAGACAUUCCGCGACCGAAACGCAAAUUCCACGUUUGCGAGGACUGCGGGAAACGCUAUGAUAGACGCAGUUUGUACAGCAAUCAUCGACGUCGACAUCACGGUGACGAUUUGCGCGACGGGCUAGGCUCGAACCCGUGCACUUACUGCAAAGUCAAUUUCCCCACGAGACUCGGGUUGCGGGCUCAUUGGAAAGGAGCUCAUGGGUGGGAUUACGCUCAGCAGUCGAGAGAAGGGCUAAAGUGCAUCAUGUGUGGUACGUUGGAAAGAGAGAAAAAUGGCUUUCGAGACCACUUGAAAUCGACCCACGGGAUUGUGGUGGCGGCUAGAAACAUCAAACCAUACGUGAAGCCUCCCAGUGAUUCCGGAGGAGCCACGACGAUGGUGCACAAAAACGUGCAGAGUCAAGAGCUUUACGAGUACCCAUUGAUGGACAACGAAGGGAGCACUGAAAAUUUAUUUGCGUUAGGAUACGUUCAAAUGGAGAAUCGGGAUUGCUUUUUGUGUGGUGCGGUGAUAUCCGAAAAAAGCGAAAGUUCGGUGCGCGAAAGACCCUUGAAAUGGUUCUCGGAUCCCCAACAGUUCAUGACCGAACACGUGCUUUCAAACGAGGACUCGGUUCCUGAAGGCUCGGAUGCGGAAAUGUGUGACCGGUGUUUGGCAUUAGUCGUCAUUUGCGACACUUUGAUGGUAGCCUUUCAAACGAAAGUGAAAGUUUGCCAAGAGUUGUUUGCCGAAAAGGCGCGUUUUUCGGUAGCGGAACCGGACUUUGAAAAAAGCGCGGCGGAAGAAAGGAAAUCUGUGGAAAAAUUGACUGGCGUUGAAACGAAAACUUCGCAGAAACGGAAAUUCCAGGAAAACCGGCUUGAGCGACUGAAGUGCAUCAACCGGUAG